GGAACUCGUUGUCUGGGCAUGUUCCAUUAGCGUUGAGUUGAAUAAGGAGGUACGCUGGGGAGUUGACGCAGAAAACUGAACCAAAACGGAGCUGACGCGAUUUUCCUGGGCGUAGGGACAGAUUUAAUGAAUGGACCCUUCCUGUUUUACCACAGCGCAGCGACGUUCGUGUCGAAUAAUGAAUCCGGAGUUGUUCAAGCCGCCUCCUGACCGCUCCCAGGCAUCCAAGCCUCCCAAACCAAGCCGAAGCGCCGCGAGGUGUGAGCAGACGAAAACGGAGCUGGCGCAGGUGGUGGUCGACCCGAAAACUGGAAAGUCAUACUCCAAAGGAAAGCUUUUGGGAAAGGGUGGGUUUGCACGUUGCUAUGAAAUGACAGACCUUGCUAACAACAGGAUGUAUGCUGUGAAGGUUAUACCACAAAGCAGAGUAUCCAAGCCACAUCAGAGAGAGAAGAUAACAAACGAAAUUGAGCUUCACAAGACCCUUCAACACAAGCAUGUGGUGAAGUUUUCCCAUCAUUUUGAAGACCAGGACAACAUCUAUAUCUUCCUAGAGCUCUGCAGCAGGAAGUCCUUGGCACACAUUUGGAAAGCGCGGCACACGCUCACGGAUCCCGAAGUGCGUUACUACCUCAGGCAAAUCAUAUCUGGCCUCAAAUACCUCCACAACAAAGGCAUCCUCCAUAGAGACCUCAAACUAGGUAAUUUCUUUGUAAAUGAGAAUAUGGAUUUGAGAUUAGGAGACUUCGGUCUUGCAGCAAAACUGGAGACUGUUGAGCAGAGAAAAAAAACCAUCUGUGGAACACCAAACUACCUGGCACCAGAAGUUUUGAACCGUCAAGGUCAUGGGACAGAGUCAGAUGUUUGGUCAUUGGGUUGUGUAAUGUACACGCUCCUGUGUGGCAACCCACCAUUUGAAACAUUAGACUUGAAAGAGACGUACAAGUGUAUCAAGGAAGUGAGAUACAGUCUCCCACCUUCACUCUCACCAGCAGCACAGAAGCUGAUUGCUGCAAUCCUGCAGAAAAACCCCAGUGAGCGCCUCACUCUAGACCAGAUUUUGGCCCAUGAGUACUUCAGCAAGGGCUUCACCCCAGACAAACUUCCCCCCAGCGCCUGUGUGAUGGUGCCUGAACUCAACCCGCCCAGCCCUGCCAAGAAAUUCUUUACUAAAAUGGCCAAGAGCCUGUUUGGAAAAAAGAAAUCUAAAGUAGAGAAGAACCCUAGUGAAGAGAAGGAGGACAUCUCCAAGCUUGUAUCCGGCAUGGUGAAGCAUUCCAUCAGCCGACAGAUCAGUUACAAGACAGUGGGUGUGAAUGAGGCUCACUCUCCUGUGGUUCAGCUGGCCGGCUCAGGGCGUCUAGAUACGCCAGCUGAGGAAGAGUCCAGGAAAUCAGCAUCCCACUCUUUCAAAGGCACCGUGGCCAGCAGCACUGAGGCGUGUGAAGACAUCAUGACCCCAGCAGCUGUGGCUGAGGCUGCCAUGAAGGUUCUGAAUAGUUGCUUAUCAGCCAUGCCAACAGCAUUGAGAAACCCUCCAUGUCUCACAAAACCCAAACCUUUUAUCUGGGUGACCAAGUGGGUGGACUACUCCAACAAAUAUGGAUUUGGCUAUCAACUCUCCAAUCAGAAUGUCGGUGUCCUCUUCAAUGAAGGCACUCACUUAAGUCUGUGUGACCAACGCAGGACAGUUCAUUACUGUUUGACCAACAAUAAACACUUUACUUUCCAAGUUGACUCGCUACCAGAACAGCUCCAGAGCCAAAAACACAUAGUGGAGCUCAUGGCUAACUACAUGGAGCAGAAUCUCAUGGAGGGUGGAGAUCUGAGCUGUGUUGAGCAGCCUCCUCCUACUACCUGCCCUCUUCUGCUGCAGUGGAUGAAAAACAGUAUGAAACUGAAUGCUUUAGUCAUGCUUUUCAACAAUGGUUCUCUACAGGUGAACUUCUAUACCGACCACACAAAGGUGAUUUUGUGUAAGUCGUCAGACUCAUACCUGCUGACAUACAUCAGUCGGGAGCGUGUGUCUUACUCAUAUCCUCUGAGCAUACUCCGUGAAUGUGGCUGCUCUUCAGAGCUGCAACACCGGCUUCACUACGUGGUGCAACUCCUGCAGCACUAUGCCAGUGCAUGACCAAGCUUGGGCUUCACGUGGUCACCACUUGCUGCUUUUUAAAAAAAAAAGAAAAAAAAAAAAAGAAGUGAAACCAGAUCAGGGGAAGCUUCCACCUCACCAUGAAGUUGUCCUGUAUCCUGGCCUCCAUGGAUUAUGGUGCACUGUUUUGGAUUUUCAUUUUUCCUUUAAGACUUGAACCUGCACCAACACUACCAGCUUGACUUCACCAUGCACCAAUGCACACAAUGAAGCGCUAAGCCAGUUCCUUUCAGCUGGACUUGUGUGACGAGCAUAAAAGAGGGGCAUCACAAAGGUGCUAGGUGGCCCUCUGCUCCAACUGAUCCCAAAGUUGUGACAAGGAGUUUGACUUUUUAUGCUUUAAUCACUAGCCCCCCCCCUUCUUUUAAAGGAAAAAAAGACCUUUUUAAUUUCACUAAGUGGUACAUGUCUGACAAGAAGAGCUGUAGAUUCCAAGAAUUUUUUUUCUUCUUUGUUUUAAAGCUGGCAGAGUGGCUGAAGUCUGCAGCUAUAGCUCACAGUGAGGCAUGACAGGGAGAGUAAAGUGCCUUUCUGAGGGAUGUUGUUCUGGGUUGUGCAAUAACAGCCCCUCUGAGCCUCAAGCCCAAAUAACAAAUUGGGGAUCAGAAGGGGCUUGUGCAGAAGAGUCUUUUCUGCUACUGGUGUUGCAAGUGACCGAGUGGUGGGUGCGGGGAGCACUACAAACACACACCUUGCAUAAGCUUUUGCCUGAUAAACGGUAUUAUACUUCUGUAAUAUCUCUAUCAGUAAGAAGAAGAAAAAUGUGUAUUUCAUUUGUGCCUCCAACUCUGUUUACCUUGUGCCCCCCUCCAUGCAAAGUUGUCUUUGACGGUGAACCUUACUGCAGAGUAUUAAUGAAAUGAGUAUUUAUCCCCUCAUUGUGAAAAGCCAUUAUUUUUUCAGACUUUUUUUUUUUUUUUUUUUUUUUUUUUGGUGGCACAUAUAUUUAUUUAUUUUUUAUUUAUGUUUAUUUUUUUUAUUUAUUAAUCUAAGAGAAUGGUAUCAACACUGGUUAAUGUUCAUUAUGAUCACUUUUUUAUGAAUUGAGAUUAGGGGGGAAAUAAAGUUUCUUCAAAAGCA
Messenger RNA from Pygocentrus nattereri (red-bellied piranha), 3235 nucleotides. It is a transcript of the gene plk3, whose product is annotated as polo-like kinase 3 (Drosophila). Gene Ontology annotation, biological process: mitotic cell cycle; regulation of cytokinesis; mitotic G1/S transition checkpoint signaling. Gene Ontology annotation, molecular function: protein serine/threonine kinase activity; ATP binding; protein binding. Gene Ontology annotation, cellular component: cytoplasm; spindle pole; centrosome. Lineage: Eukaryota; Metazoa; Chordata; Actinopteri; Characiformes; Serrasalmidae. The record is from RefSeq and is a predicted model, not a curated record.